AUGGCCGCAGCAGCUGCGGUUCCAGCUCCUGUUUCAGCCCAUCAAGGGAGCCAUUUAGCGGUGAACACUCCAGCUGCUGCUGCUUCUGCUGCUGCUACUGCUGCUGCUGCGUGGCCAGGCACUGUGCCAAGUGCGGCGACUUCGCAGUCCCCUCCUGUUCAUGGUCUCGCCCAAGAGGAGCUGCUGCUCGUGAGACCAGCGCAAGCAGCACUGACACACCCUAUCAGUGCAAGAGGAGCAGGUUCUGCUGGACUCCUGGUUCCUAGUGGUAACAUUCAAGCAAUGCAUGGUGGAACGCUGUUUGAAGCGCCUCGAGAAGCUCCGAUACACACGGCAGGAGGCCACACCCACAAUGGAACCCUGUUGUCUCCCAGAGGGAACACCCUAGCAGCAACGCAUGAUGGAAUGCUGUGUGAUAUGAUUCUGUCGGGGAGAUUUGAAGCCAAGGGCUCGUCCAGCUGGUGCAAUGAAGAUCUGAUUGCUGAAGCCCUGGCCAUGCGGGCUCGGGUAAGGCAGCGCUUGGUGGGUGAAGGACCGGGUACCAAACGCCCUGACAGCAGUACGGGUACAGGCUCACUGAUUGCAGCAACCAGCACUACCAGUGAGAGUGGUGGCAGUGCUCGGGUGGUGUCUGCAACGUACCCGAGGGCGAGUGCUUGUUUGGUUGAUGCGCCUGGUUUCUCCCUAUCUGCUCCUGUCAUUGCCGGCUCUGCUGCUGUGAACCCUCCACCUGCUGCUGCUGCUGCUGCUGCUGCUGCUGAAAUGGUUUCAAGAGGGGCAGCUGAACCAGCUCAGUUUGCACAUUCAACCUGGACGAACAAGGGUGGCAGUAAAAGGCAGAUCUUGGAGCAGCUGCCUUGUCGUAGCAAAAGCACUACGGAGAAGCUCAGAAGACACCGAGUCAGCGACGGAUUCAAACGGCUGGCAAAGGCCAUCCCUGCAUCGUGGAUGCGUCAGAAGCAAUUAAAGAACUUCUCUUCUCGAACUGACAUGGCUUCAUUGUUGCAUAUCGCAGUGGAGUUCAUAAAAGAUCUUCAGGAGCAGAAAGGACCUUCUCCUGCCGCCCAGCCCGACUGCUCCCUCUCCAUUCACAUGGCGACAGCUGUCAUGCUGCGAGAGGGUGCCAGCCUGGCAGCCUGCACGCUAUUGGUCGAAACCGGGCGGCUGACUGUGGCGUUUGGGGCGGCAGUAACGGCCAAGGGGCUGGCAGCAAAGGCGCCGGAUCAGACCAGCGGCACACCGACCGAUGGGAAGGGAUCGGGCGGCGGGUACGGUGGGCGGGGAGCGUCGUGUAGCGUGAACAGUGCCAGGCAGAGGAGCAUGAACAGUGAUAAUGCGGGCGGCAGGGGCGACAGGUUCGACAGGAGCGGAAGGAACAGCGCCAGGGGGGAGAACACCGGGGGAAACGGAUUGGGGGCAGAGGCGGAGUCAUGGGGGGGAGAUGCUUAUGCCUGGUCUACCCUCACUGAUCCCUGGAAAACGGGUAGCAAGGGGGGCGCGUUGGGGGAGGCGGACGGAGGGGGCCUGGGGGGAGGGCGGGUGCGGAUCGUGGUGCGGGGGGAGGUGGUGGUGGAGGGGCGGAUAGACGCGGAUGGGGGGGAUGCGCGCACUGGCAGUGGCAGUGUGUCCGCUUCAAUGCCUCUUCAAUGUAAGUCCGCUCUCUCUUCCCUCCCCACUCCCCCUCCCCAUUUCCCCCUCCCCACUCCCCCUCCCCAUUUCCCCCUCGCCACUUCCUCCUCCCCGUUAUCUCCUCCACCUUAUCCCCUCCGCCUUCUCCCCUCCCUCCCUCCCUCUCACUCCUUUUCCCUCGUUUCCCUCUCUAAUGCAAUACAGCUUCUUGGCUCUUUCUCUUCCCCCCCCUUAACCUCUCCACCCCUCCGCUCCCCCUUCUCUCCCCUGCUUCCCCCGCUUUCUCCCCCACACAACACCAGCCAAGGCACUGGGCGGAUCUGCGCCAAUGGGGGGAAGGGGCACGGGGGAGGCGCGGGGGGGCGCGUAGCCAUCCAAUACCAGGGCCCCCCAUCCUCCCGCUCCUCCCCCUCCCCUUCCCCUUCCCCCUCCGCCUCCCUCUCCCCCACCCUAACCAUCCAAGCCACUGGGGGAACCAGUGAGGCAUGCCCUUAUAACGCAGGCUCAGCCGGAACAGUCUUCAACUGGGCCAAACAAACCCUCGUUAUAGGAAACUCCAACCAGCCCUCGCACACCUUCACACCGCUCUUCACCGUGCCGCUGUACCCCUACUGGGACGGAAUCAUAGUGGAAGGGGGGGCCAAAGUCGUCGCUCUCACCCGGAACUUUCGCCUGCGAAUCCGAUCCUGCGUGUGGUUCCGGGAAGGUUCCAAUGUGCUGUUUGGGAGCAGCACGGGGGGAGGGGGAGGGGGAGGGGGAGGGGGCGGAGGGGGGGAUCAGCCGGCGCCAUCUCCACCGUUGGAUCCUGACGAGGCGGAGGUGGAGGUGGUGGUGGCGAAUCUGACGCUCACGAACGCGACUCUGGAGGUGUAUGGGACGAUCAAGGUGUUUGCCUCGCACUUCAACCUGCACUCCUCCUCCUCUCUUCGCAUACACCAGCUCGCUGGUGCUGCUGCUGGUGCUGCUGCUGCUGCUGCUGCUGGCACGGUUCGCCAGCUCAGUGGUGGUGAUGGCAGCGGUAGCAGCAACGGCAGUGGUGGCAGUGAGAGUGGCAGAACUAGCAGUAGCAGCAGCAAGGGGAGGCGAGGGGCCAACGGGAGGAAACCGCAUAAGAGCGGAUUAUCCAUGGGAUUUUCAAGCAUUGAUGGCAACUACCUCUCCCUCACGGUAUGA
Messenger RNA from Closterium sp. Naga37s-1, 2802 nucleotides. Lineage: Eukaryota; Viridiplantae; Streptophyta; Zygnematophyceae; Desmidiales; Closteriaceae. The record is from the annotation of a GenBank genome assembly.